Molecule: messenger RNA, 4431 nt
Organism: Danio rerio (zebrafish)
Lineage: Eukaryota; Metazoa; Chordata; Actinopteri; Cypriniformes; Danionidae
Source: RefSeq, a predicted model, not a curated record
ACAGCAACGGCACUAUUUCUCCCUCUCUCUCCCUUUCUCUCUCUCUCACUUGCUCUCUCUCGGUCGCUCGCUCUCUGAUGAGUGAGGGCAGUGUUGUCAGCCGCUUCCCGCGUGUGGACCCACACAAACGGAGUUAAGGAACAGUUUGAAAUACGACAAAGAGGAGGAAAAAAAUGCAAGAUUGCCAACAAAAGGAAUAUUUACCAGAGUUGAACAGCUGAACCCACUGCUGUGGAUCUCCAUGAGUAACCCGACAGAGCUCCCUGCUGCCCCUUCAUGCCUCUCUCGGUUCCUUGACACCUACCCUCUUUCACCCUCGUUCUCCCCGCCCAACCGUAACACGUCCUCAGUCUUCUGUCCUUAAACGAUGUGGUCAGCUGUCCGUGCUCUGCUCCUGCUGUCUGCCGGACUCCUGCAGUCCAGAGGAGACUCUCCCCGCAAGGAAAUCAAGAUCGACGGAGACCUGGUUCUGGGAGGCCUGUUCCCCAUUCACGAGAAGGGCAUGGGCAUGGACGAGUGCGGCCGGAUCAAUGAAGACCGAGGCAUCCAGAGGCUUGAGGCAAUGCUCUUCGCUAUCGAUCAGAUCAAUCAGGACGUGGCGCUGCUGCCGGGUGUGGUUUUGGGAGUCCAUAUUUUGGACACGUGCUCGAGGGACACCUAUGCUCUCGAACAGGCAUUGGAGUUCGUCAGGGCGUCCCUUACGAAAGUGGAUGAUACGGAGUUCAUCUGUCCCGACGGGUCUUACGCUCUUCAGGAGGACAGUCCACUGGCUAUAGCAGGAGUCAUUGGUGGAUCUUUUAGCAGUGUCUCUAUACAGGUUGCAAACCUGCUGCGGUUGUUUCAGAUCCCUCAGAUCAGCUAUGCUAGUACCAGUGCCAAACUCAGCGACAAAUCCCGCUAUGACUACUUUGCACGAACCGUCCCUCCAGAUUUCUACCAGGCCAAGGCCAUGGCGGAGAUCUUACGGGCCUUCAACUGGACCUACGUUUCCACCGUGGCCUCAGAGGGAGACUAUGGAGAAACAGGAAUCGAAGCCUUCGAGCAACAAGCGCGUUUGAGAAACAUCUGCAUCGCUACUUCGGAAAAAGUAGGACGAUCUAGCGCAAAGCGUUCUUCAUAUGAGGCCGUGGUCCGCCAGCUCCUCCAGAAGCCCACAGCUCGCGUCGCUGUUCUUUUUCUACGUAGCGACGACGCAAGAGAACUAAUCGCCGCUGCCGCCCGCCUCAACGCAUCUUUCCUCUGGGUGGCCAGCGACGGAUGGGGGGCGCAAGAGAGCAUCGUCAAAGGGAACGAAUUCACAGCAGAUGGUGCAAUCACGCUGGAGCUAGCGGCUCAUCCCAUACCAGAUUUCAACCGUUACUUCCAGACCCUCACGCCCCAAAUUAACCAUCGCAACCCCUGGUUCAAAGACUUCUGGGAGCAAAAGUUUCAGUGUUCAUUGGGUGGGACGUCAGCAACAGGGGCAGGAACCCCAAAGCCACCUUGUGACCAGGAACUGGUUAUCGACAAGUCCAAUUUUGAGCCAGAAUCAAAGAUUAUGUUUGUGGUAAAUGCAGUGUAUGCCAUGGCGCAUGCUUUGCAUCGCAUGCAACGGACUUUGUGUGCCAACACUACACGUUUGUGUGAUGCCAUGCGCAGUCUUGAUGGCAGGAAACUCUACCGGGACUUUCUGCUGCACGUCAACUUUAGAGCUCCAUUCUCCCCUGCCGGCUUAGAGAGUCAAGUCAAGUUUGAUGCGUAUGGAGAUGGAGUGGGCCGCUACAACAUCUUCAAUUACCAGAGCGUGCCAGGAAGUGACAAGUUUGCUUAUGUACAAGUAGGAGAAUGGGCAGAGAGUCUAUCCCUAAAUGAAGGCUUGAUUGGCUGGCCAAGGGGAGCUGAUGUGCCCACUUCUCAAUGCAGCGACCCUUGUGCUCCAAACGAAAUGAAGAAGAUGCAAGCAGGUGAAUACUGUUGCUGGAUUUGUACUCCCUGCGAGCCUUACGAAUACCUUCCGGAUGAGUUUACCUGCAUGCCCUGUGCACCAGGUCAGUGGCCCCGUCCUGAUCUGACUGGGUGCUAUGACCUUCCGGAGGACUACAUCAUGUGGGAGGAUGCUUGGGCCAUUGGACCAAUCUCGAUUGCAUGCGUUGGCUUCAUCUGUACUUUAAUGGUGUUCAUCGUCUUCAUUCGGCACAAUGACACACCACUGGUCAAGGCGUCCGGUCGUGAACUGUGCUAUAUCCUUCUGCUGGGAGUCUUCAUGUCCUACGUCAUGACUUUCAUAUUCAUUGCAAAGCCAUCACCUAUUGUGUGCACAUUGCGAAGGUUAGGCCUCGGUACCUCAUUUGCAGUGUGUUACUCUGCCUUGCUUACGAAAACCAAUCGAAUCGCUCGAAUCUUCAGCGGUGUGAAGGAGGGUGGGGCUCAGCGACCACGCUUCAUCAGUCCCAGCUCACAGGUUUUCAUCUGUCUGUCGCUGAUAUCUGUUCAGCUCCUGCUGGUGUCGGUAUGGCUGCUGGUGGAAGUGCCCGGUACGCGGCGGUUCACCACGCCAGAGAAACGCCAGACUGUCAUUUUGAAGUGCAAUGUAAGGGACUCUAGCAUGCUGAUGUCGCUGAGCUACGAUGUGGUUCUGGUGGUACUCUGCACAGUCUAUGCCUUCAAGACCCGCAAGUGUCCGGAGAACUUCAAUGAGGCUAAGUUCAUCGGGUUCACCAUGUACACCACAUGCAUCAUCUGGCUGGCCUUCCUGCCAAUCUUCUACGUCACGUCCAGUGACUACAGGGUUCAAACCACAACCAUGUGUAUAUCUGUUAGUCUGAGCGGAUUUGUGGUGUUGGGCUGCAUGUUUGCCCCCAAGGUCCACAUCAUCAUGUUCCAGCCUCAGAAGAACGUCACCAGUCAUCGGUUAAACAUGAACCGGUUCAGCGUGAGCGGGCCAGCAACUAGCUAUGCGUCCCAUGCAUCUGUGAGUGCCCACUACGUUCCAACGGUCUGCAACGGGAGAGAGAUCGUCGACUCCACCACCUCCUCUCUGUGACCCCGCCCCUUCCUCCAGACUCCUCCUCCUUAGCGACUGUUAGCCAAUCAGCACACAUUGUGCUCUGCCCAAGAACUAGGUCUGCCUACAUUGUGUAGAAAGCGUGUAUGAUUACGAUGAAUAUUAAAUUAUUUUUAGGGCUUGUUGUAAAUAUUAACUGACAUUGUUGUAGAGAAACAAAAGAACAAAAAAAUCCUUUAUAGAAAGAUUUUGGAACCUUUUGUUUUGAUAGCUUUAUUAUGUAUGUUGUAAACGGCCAUGAUGUGAUGAUGUAAGACGCAAAGCAGUUUCUGAUUGGGCCAUGGUUGAUAGAAACUGAUAGAGACGGCUCCGCCUGCAAUACUGGACACAAUUUGUGGUCGUUUUUAUUUUGUAGGCCUCAUUGUAAUAAUCUAAACUCUAUGUAUUUCUAUGUUGUACAUUUUGUACAGAAUCUUAACCGAUGGUUUUAACAGCACAAGUCGACAGUAUUAGAGUCUUCGCGAGGUCCAGAGGAGGAAAACCAUCGAGUGACUUCACGUCGUCUCAUCACAGGCAGUGUCUUGAUGCCAGAGGUUAAAACAUCGUUUUUAGUAAACUGUCAUGACACCUGAAAGCAUAUUACAUUGACUGCAUCUCAUAAGCUUCGUUUGCGGAUGAUUGAUGUUGCAACACAGAUAUAUGCAGUGUUGAGAUGGUAUAUAUAUAUAUAUAUAUAUACACACAUGUUAUAAAUGUUUACAUUGCCUGUGAUUAUUAGAAUUUUUCAGGGACAGAGAGUCUUGAAGAUGAGCAUGUAAGGUACUGUGAAUCUUGCAAAGUCAACAUAUCCUUCUUUUCCACCAUCAUGGUGCCGCUGCCAGUGUUGUCACAUUCUUUGAUAAUUUGAUGAAACACAAAGGCAUUUUAUAAGGACAGUUAACUUCAAAUCAAACAGGUUGGGCUGUUUGUUCACUCACCCUCAGGUCAUCCAAGAUUUAGGUGACUUUUUUCUUCAGUGGAGCAUUAAAGGAGAUUGUUUUAGCUUAAAUAGUGGGGCUUGAUUUUUGACAAUCCAAGUCAAUGGCUAUUGGCAUUAAGAGAAUUAAAAAGAUGAUGUGACGUUGCAUUUUGAAUUAAUUCAAAAAUGAAUAUAAUUAGUACUGUCAUCAUUUCAAAUGCAGUAAAUGGUUAAACAUUUCUUUAUAUUCCAUGGACCUCUUUUUAUUAAAACUGCUGUAAUAAAAUUUCUAGUUAAAUCUCAAAACUGUCCUAUGGUGUGACUGUCUCAAGGAUAGUUUGUAAAAUCCUAAAAUCAUUAAUAAAUACCUCAGGCCUAAUUUUACAAGUGGCUGUUUUAGUAAAUGGCAUUUCUCUAUCCAUAUAUGUCUUCAAGAGUUAACACUUAGAUAUUGCUUGACAACUGUUAGCAGGUUAGGCAUGCUGUCCCG